Messenger RNA from Spodoptera frugiperda (fall armyworm), 4025 nucleotides. RefSeq names its product serine/arginine repetitive matrix protein 1 (gene chif). The transcript has 5 exons. NCBI's taxonomy places the organism in Eukaryota, Metazoa, Arthropoda, Insecta, Lepidoptera, Noctuidae. Gene Ontology annotation, molecular function: nucleic acid binding; zinc ion binding. Bases 845 to 3286 code for a protein of 813 amino acids. The record is from RefSeq and is a predicted model, not a curated record.
UCCGAUAGAUGUAUAGCUACGUUGCCACAUAUUUUUUGGUUAUGUAUAAAUAUAGGACGACUAAAAUAGGGAUAACAGUAUUUUUUAAUUCGGCAGCCUAUAAACAGGGUAACUGUAUUUAGUCAUGUUAUUUACGUGCAGUUUCAUGUUUUGCUUACCAGUCUACCUUACGUAGAUAGAAAAAGAAUAACGAUUAAAUGGUUACCUAAAUGUAAAGGUUUAUUUUGGCUUGACAUUUAUACUGAGUUGUAUUUCACGUGCGUAUUUCGUAUUUUUAAUUAUUUUAGAAACUUAAUUCUUGUAAAAAUAAUCAAAUCGAAUGUUAUAAAUAAAAUAAUUUCUAAUUGAAAAGGAACGCAAUUUGAAUGGACCAAUGAGAGAAGUCUCCCCUUCCACCGAACGACAGCGCCUCUAGUGUCCAAAACAUAAACUAACGUGAAAUAUCUCCAUCUUGUAUGACAGAUUUGUGUUUGUUGUUACUUUUUCGAUUUUAUUUAUCAAAUGUGUAUAAAUACAUAUAAAAAGUGUUUUAAACGUUGCGUUAUUAGUUCAUAAUCUUAUAAUUCAACGAGUGCUACAUGAAUUUUGUAUGAAUUUACCGUCCGAAGGUAAUUCUGUGAGUGACGAACAUAGUGGUCGUCUCAGUGACUAGUAUAUAGUUACUUAUUUUUGUGAUAAGCGGAGCGCGGGGGCCUCGCGGACGGCUUUUAUCAGCAAGAAUUAUUUCUAACAUCCCGCGUGACGCACGUUGUGCGCGACCGAGUGACAGAGACUAACAGUGCGGGGGGCGCAGGAGCCGCGGGCCCCGCGCGAUGGGCGCGACGUGAGGGGCGCGCGCGCGCCGAUGCCAUGCUGGAGCGCGUGCGGCCGGACCCGCCUCACCACACACCCAACAACAAAUACAUACAGAUCUCUGUUCAGAAGGUUGUGCAGACCUAUUUACAAGGAAUUUGAUGAAUGGCCAGAAAUAUCAUUAGAACCAGACCCUCCAAGAGAAAAGAAGAAAGAAACACCAGAGAAAAUUGUUGCCAAUAAUCCAAAAGAUAUUGCCAUACAAAAAAUGACGCGUAAAAGUCGUCCAAGAAUCAAGGAGAAGGAAGAAAAAGAGGCAAAGGGUGGCUACUGUGAGAUGUGCAACGCAGACUACGGAGACGCGACACUACACCGGCGCUCCCCGCACCACCUCGCCUUCGUACGCAACCACACCAACUUCCUCGCGCUGGAUUCGCUCAUUGGCGCCGGUACCGAUGUUGCCACUUUCCUUGACAAAGCCACACCUAUCAACGGUGAACGGCGUUCGCUAAGAAAAAUGUGCAAUGGCGACAGCGACCCGCCCAAAAGCAAACGGUCGAAACGAUCCCAGUCGCCGGAUUCCACAGUCAAUGGUAACCUCAGUCCGAGGCGGAAUGGAUAUGUAGAAGAUGAGAAAAAGCACAAUACCCGGUGCAGUAAACGAGCCAGUGAAGCAACCACUGAAGACCGACAGUACUACAAAGUAGUAGGUGUCAGCACCAAGCUAAGAUCGAGUGGCGGGUUCUCGAAUAAAAGAAAAGAUUCGUCGCCCUCGUGUAAUGGCACCAAGCCCCUAGUCGUUAAGUUCAGAAAAGUCCGGCGCUCAGAGUUAUCUGUGCUCAGUGAUGAAGCAGAACAGUUCAUGUUUCCAAAACGCGCCAGCUCCACAAGUUCCACAUCUUCCGACGAUGAUGACAAAGAACUAAGUUCCCGAAGAAAAACUACACCGCCGCCACCACCACCACCCGUCGAAAGGCGGAGACAAGCGCGGCCACUCGCCCUGAAAGAGGAGUCUUCGGAGGAAGAUAGCUGGCCCGAAGAUAACCGAAGGCGAAAGAAACGAACGCCUGCUGUCACUAAACGAGCACGCAGAGUGCCUUGCAAAGCACAGAGCACAGAACCACCGCCUGAGCCUCCCGAGGUUGUGGAACAAAUAGUGCCUGCAGAGCCUCCUGCACCACCUGACGGGGAAGUAAGCCCUUUGAGAGAAGAACCCGUUGAACGAUGUAUGAAGUGGGAAGAUGGAAAGCUGAAGUACACCCCAGCUGUGGAGCAAUUGGAGUUUGCCUUUGAAUCUGUGCCACAUAGUGAGCCCUGGUUUGAAACCUUCAAAAGACAAGAUGAGGACAAGGUGCUUGUUAAGAAUAUACCUCAAUAUUUUGCAUUAUAUUCAAAAUCGCCAAAGUUACCAUAUGAAAUUGGUCAGUUACCACCUUUGAAGCCAAAUUGCUGUCCACUAAGUGACUUGGUUAAACGAGAAGAAAAGCCAGGACCGUCACGGUCUUACGGGACGCGAGGAAUGAAGAAACAGAAAAUUAGAAAAAGAACUGCCGCACUGCUAGCGCUAGAGGGGCACCCGCGGAAAUCCCCUCGCGAGCAUGCGUCUACCCUGGCCAUUCUCGGUUCGGCUGGUUUAGUACACCGGCGGAGACAUGCUGAUGAUAACAAGUCCACUGCGUCGGAAGACACGAUCAGCGACACGCACAGUAAUCCUAAAGUUGAUCCUGUAAUUUCUGAAACUCAAGAGGCAUCUGAGAGAUUACAACAAUUUUUAUCUGAGGUGUUCGAGGACGCGGCGGAAUACGACGUAUCCGACGAGGUGAUGGACGGUGAGCCGGCUGUCACCACGUCAACUAACAUGCUUGACGUGUCCAGUAUGAUGUCAGAGUGUGAGAACUGCGAUCUGAUUAGAAAUGAGAUCAAAGAAGCAGCAGACAGACCUAAAGGCAGACGCGGCAAGUUUAAAAAGAAGAAUAGAACGGGCUGGCCUAAUAAAAAGAAGCAAACUAAGAAGAGUUCCAGGACAAGCAGUGUCGAGUCUGAAAACAAAGUAGACAGCAGUUUAGAUCGGUCGUCGGCAGAGCCUCCAGACGAUGAUACCACACAGGACGCGAUCAGCGAGGAAGAUACUAAUUUAUCUGAGACUGAAAAAGAAGACAAAACUAUAUUAGAAAAAUCCAAAUCAGAGUUUGAUUCGAAAGACAAAACUUUGACAGAGGACUCGGUAGCUGAGAAAUGUGAUCCUAUGGACAUAUCUGAUAGCAAAGACAAGACUUUACAGGAGUUAAAGGUAUCAGAAGAAAAGUCUAAGGACGAGAAAGAGGAACGAAAAUUACGUUCAGAGACUGACGAUAAGGAUAUUAAGAAGAGGAAACGGGCGUUGCAUGGACUGGGCGACUGGAUGCAACCAGUGGUGCGGGUGGCCCGAGUGGACCCGGGCGCGGCGCGACGUCUGCGGUCAGCGGCGCGGCCGCGGUCCAACCGGUACAGAUAGCGCGCGGCCCGCCGCUGCCUCGCCAAACAACGAUAAUUCCUCAAAUGGACUCCAUUGUUUCGCCAAACCUACCGUCGAACAAUCAGUAGUUGUGAUCGCACUUCGGAGCUAUAAUAGCUGCGUAGACUGCUCGCCGAUGACGCGUAGAUAUAAUUUUGUUGUUUGUUAUUUAUUUUGUAAAUAGCCUGUUGUUGUCUGUGUCAGCAUGAACUUGGCCAUUUUUGGCAGAUGAAACUGGGAGUAUCAGUAUUUAAAUUGUUUUUGUUUAUAAGAGAAUAAUAUAUCUCGAGGCUGCGAACUACAGAAUGUUGUGUACAUAGUGGUGUAAUAUAUUAUGUGAGGACUUGGACCUAUGUGUGUGUGUAAGACCAGUGCAGUGAGUAGACGUGGCGAACUUAGUCUGUAUAUAAAUGUUAUUGUAUGCUUAGAAAGUAUCUUUCUUUUUUUAAGAUAAAUGGAGAUGCAGGAAUAAAGUUACUUCAGCCACUCACAUAUCUACCACUAAAUGUAACUACAUAAAUAUUAUAUUUAUAAUUACUGCAAUAACUACUGUCCAUAGACGGAAACCAUAGUAAUAUUAUAAAUGUGUUUUUCUCAAUGUUGUCUCAGUGUCUACAAUUAUUAGAACUAGUCAGUAUUCGAUUCCACAUUUUGCUGGAACUUCGUAUUUCUGACUCCAUCUCCUUUAUCUACGUGAAAUUUCAUCAAAAUAAAAAUGUAUAAAUUACUAUGAUUCUCA